CCGUCCCGUGGCUGGGUCGCGGUGCUGUUUUGUCCGCCCGUCGGGGCGUCCGCUCGUCCCGCCCACAGCCCGCUCCGAGGCGGCGGCUGUGCCAGGUCAGCCCCGCCGGGACCGCCCGCCUGCGCGGUGCUAACACCGGCGCCAGAGGAAGGCCCGGGCCGGAGGAGCGAGCGGAAGCUAAUUGAUUAACAAAAUGAAGCCAGUAAAGCUGCACUAUUGGAUUCUGGUUUGGUUUGUUAUGGCAUUAUGUUGUUGGUGUACUUCAGAAAAAAUCACUCAAAGGGGCAGCCACCCUCAUGCCUGGAAGAAGCUGUAUCUUGCUCAUCACUGGCCAGUGACUGUAUGUAAGAUGGUUGCUAAUGAUUGUCAAGACCCUCCAGAGUACUGGACAAUCCAUGGACUGUGGCCUGACAAAAGUGAAGAGUGCAAUAGGACGUGGCAUUUCAAUGUCACCGAGAUUAAGGAUCUUCUAUCAGACAUGAGACACUAUUGGCCUGAUGUGCUUCAUUCAUCUCUGAAUCGCACCCAGUUCUGGAAACAUGAGUGGGAUAAACAUGGUACUUGUGCAGCCACGCUUCAGGUCCUUAAUUCUCAGAAGAAAUACUUUGGUAAAGCCUUAGAACUCUACAAGACUAUUGAUCUUAACAGUUGUCUCCUGAAAGCUGGGAUAAAGCCAAGCAGUUCUUAUUACCAGAUGACUGCCAUAAAGGAGGCUCUUACAAGAUUUUAUGGUGUAACACCAAAGAUCCAAUGUCUUCCUCCAGAAGAGGGUGAAAAAGCACAAACAAUUGGUCAGAUUGAAUUCUGCUUCACCAAAGAACUGCAGCUGAGAAACUGCACGGCGCAGAAGGGUGAAUCUGACCCAUUGCAGGCUGACUUGAAGCUUGGAACUGAGGAAUUGUCUGUCUGCAGUGAUACUCUCCCAACCUAUUAUCCUUCACAGGUCCAAGGUCACAAAUGAAGCCUUAAGAGUCUGAAAAACUUUUUAACAGCAAUAAAAACCAAACCCUUAAACAUUAUUCCUUGGAAGGCAGUCUUGACUUAACGAUGUUACAAAGGCCUGUCGGUAUCAUAGGCAUGCUGUGAAGAUUUCUGCUGGAAAACACAUUUCUUUUGCUAUUAGAGGAGAAUGGUAAUAUCAGUUACACAGGCUGAAGUACUGAGUUGUGCCUCUGAUACUGAUGGGAUCAGAAUCUGAUUUACAGCUUUGCCUGGACUUUUUUGGCUUGCUUAUGGUUUGAAUCAAUGUUCAGAAGAGAACUGUGACUUCUUAGUUUCGCUUGCAGUUGAGUCUUCCACUUUAGCCACUUCUGGGUUUUGUCCAUGAGUCAGGGAAAUUAAAUGUCUUGAAAGGAUGUUUGUCUCUCUGAGAUGAGAUGACAAUUUCUUGAGAAGAAAAAAUGGAAAAGGAAAAGAACUUAGAGACCUGUCUGGAGGUCUUUUCCCAGACGUUAAGUUUGUGCUCCGGAAGUGCUGAGCAGAGGCCACAUCCUCAGAGGCAUUGAACCUUUCCUCACUCAGAGAUCACGGCGGACCAAAGAUGUCAACUUCUACAUAACCUCUCAGGGAAUCAAAUAAGGUUUUGGCACGUCUGCCUAAAGGACCCAGGAAGACUGUAUUUGUAGCCUUACCUGUUCUUUGAUUGAUUUUGCUACAGUUGCUCCAUGCAGUCUUGAAUUAAAAACAAUCUUAGAACUAGCUUUCUAGUAUAGGGAAAUGUUAGGCCCUAGAAAUAUUUUCUUAAUUUCUUGUUGUAUUUGAACAUUUAGCAUUACCACACAAGUGCUGGCACUUUUAAAUAAAAAAAAGAUUGUUGUGUAA
Calidris pugnax (ruff) is the source of this 1821-nucleotide messenger RNA. RefSeq names its product ribonuclease T2 (gene RNASET2). Gene Ontology annotation, biological process: RNA catabolic process. The transcript has 10 exons. Gene Ontology annotation, molecular function: RNA binding; ribonuclease T2 activity. NCBI's taxonomy places the organism in Eukaryota, Metazoa, Chordata, Aves, Charadriiformes, Scolopacidae. Gene Ontology annotation, cellular component: extracellular region. The coding region runs from base 194 to 961 and encodes 255 amino acids. The record is from RefSeq and is a predicted model, not a curated record.